ACUCAGUAGCUGGGUGCUAGGUACCUUUUGCUAGCUGGAGUUGGUCGUCUGAGGAGCGCCUUCUUUUUCUCGGAUGCUUGGGGAAAGGAGAAGUUUCAUAAAUCUCAACAUUGGGGCUUUUGCAACAAUGUUAGAAUGCUGGUGAGUGAAGAGAAGCCUGGAAUAGGUGGAGAACCACUUAUUGGGCAAAAAGUGAAGACUAAAUACAGGAUAUAUCCGAAAGGAGAAGGAACUGAUGUACCGUCAUGGGUAGCUUUUGAUAGACAGGUUCUAUGUUUUGAUGCCUAUUUGGAAGACAAAGUGCGUGAUAAAAGCCAAGAAAUAUAUAGGAUCAGAUUCUAUAAAAUCUACUUCUACCCCGAAGAUGACACAAUCGAAGUAUAUGAACCUCAAGUGAAAAAUAGCGGACUGCCUCAAGGGACUUUUAUUCGGCGUCAUCGGAUUUCUCUCCCCCCUCCAAAUGAUGAUCAGUUUUAUACUGUGUGUGAUUUCAAUAUCAACAUUGACAUCAUCUUCUAUGGCUGGACAUUCAAGAUUUAUGAUUGUGAUAAAUUCACAAAAAAUUUUUUGAGAAAAAUAGGAGUCAAAUUAAAUCCCCCAGGACAGUGUCCACAAGAUCCAUAUUUGAAGAUGCGGAAAGAGACAUUGGAGCAUGUGGAGCCCCUUCGUCCCUAUGAAUCCUUUGACACCCGGAGACAGUUUUUGGAGUACAAUGGGAAAGUUUUGCGUUUCUUCUGCUUGUGGGAUGAUUCAGGCUCAUUGUUUGGGGAACGUAGAGAACUCGUCCUGCAUUAUUUCUUGUCUGAUGAUACUGUUGAAAUCAAAGAAAUAUUGCCAGAGAACUCAGGCCGGGAUGCUAAGUUGUUCUUCCUCCGGAGGAGUAAACUACCCAAGUAUGGCCCACCUGGACUCCAUCAGCCAGGCCAGAUAACAGAUCGUUCAGUUCUCAAUGUGUUUGGUGGCUUGUCCAACAAGCAGAUGUAUAGUUACAUGUUGGAUAAAUACAAGCUGGGAAAAAUAGACCAAGCAUUUUACAAGGAUAGUGACCUGUUUUUAGGAGCCACCAUCAAUGUGUGGGGAAGGAAAGUGGUCCUCUGUGACUGUGAUGAAUUUACAAAGUCUUAUUAUAAGACUAAAUAUGGAAUCGAGAACUUUACCUCCAUUUCAUACAAGCCUCGUCCUCCUCCAAAAAUAGAAAGGAAAUUUCCACCUUACACGGGCUUUGGGUCUGAGGAGGAUUCUCUCCGUUCCUGUCUGUCCCUCAAGCCUGUGCCUUACCAGAAGUUCUCAAAAGAAGACAGCUAUGGCAACAUAGGCAAUAUACUCCGUUUCUUUGCAAGACUAAUCACAGCCAAAUGUGCUGAUGCAGACAGGAAGUUCAUUAUUUCAUAUUUUCUCAACGAUGGCACACUUUCGGUGUUUGAACCGAUAGAGAGGAAUUCAGGUUACACUGGUGGGCUGUUCCUGAAAAGAAGUCGUGUGAAGAAGUUUGGGCAAGAAGUCUUUAAAAGUGAGCUCUCAGAAUAUAUCAAGGUCCAGGACCUGUAUGUUGGAGCCAAAGUGAACGUGAAUGGCAACCUAUUUGUGUUGCUCAAUGCUGAUGAGUACACCUUAAACUACAUGGAGAAGAAUGUAGACAGGUUCCCAUUUAGCAGUAUUGAACUUGCCCUACAAAAGCUGAAAGAAGAAGAAUCAAAAUCAACAAAGAUCAGGCAGGUAUUUUCAGCUACUGACUGUAACCACACAAAGAUGGUGGAUUUUAAUACAUUCAGAGACCUGUUGUUGGAUAUAACUGUCAAUAGGCUCACAGACCAGGAGAUUUUAACCAUUGCACGUCACUACCGUGUCCCUGCGGACAUGGGUUCAGAUGGGAAUCUCUUAAUUGCACAGGCUCAAGAAAAGCUCAAGAAAAAUAUGUUUGAGCAUUUUGACAGACUCAUUUCUAGCUGUGUGUAUGAAGAUCGAAAAAAAAAAAAUGUAUUGCCCAGUAGAGACAUCAAAAGGCUCUGCAAGUCCCACAGGUUUCCUUUGACUGAUGAUCUUCUGGAAAACUUACUGUCCAGGUUUGAGGACAGUGAAGGACAAAUAAAUUAUAAAUCAUUUUUCCUUGCCCUGAACUGGAGAAUGAAUCCAAUGUCGGAAUUAGAAGCCCUGGAUUACAUUAAAGAGGCAAAAUUGCUUAGUGCCUUCAUCUGAUUUCCUCUUGAAGCAGACUUGGAGACAAGGAUUUGAGCGUGAGUAAUUUGGGGGAGGGACGUGAAAGGAACACUGGUAAGGGAUUAGAGUGAGAAAGGGAAAGGAGGCAGCUACUAAAGGGCAUAUUAUCAAACUACUUACAGAUGUGGAUGACAGAAGCUUAAUGCUGCUUGGAAAGACUGGGAUCUAGGGGCCAGCAUAUGCCUCAGAGAUAUUAUACCCAAAGUGAAAGGAAGCUGCAAUAUUCAUCUGUUAAUUCCCUUUAGUCAUUGGUUGAAGGCUGCUCUUGAAGUGGAAGAAAGGAAAUAAUUCCCUGGCACUUGUCACUUGCCACAGGGGCAGGAAAAGUGGGCCCCAAGUGCUAAAGAGAAGCUCAAUGGCAAAUGAAUGCAAAUGCCAGCCAUUGAAAGUUGGGCUGGUGAGAAGAUGGGAAGGGAGACUUGUAGAGCCUGUGACAUGAAGAUAGUUAGGACUCCAAACACACACUGCCAAGCUUCUGUCCUGCCCCCGUAGGCCCAUCCCAUUGGUUUCACCUCAUCUACAAUGGGAGGGAUCAACUUCUAUGGGAUGAGCCCUCCUGUUGUAGAAUUACCAGUUAUAUCUACUUUGAAACUUAUGUAUGGGCUGGAGAUGCAGCACAGUGGUAGAGAACUGACUGAGCAUGCGAAAAGUCCUGGGUUCCAUUCUUAGCACUACAAAAAUUUACAUGUGCUGGAAAAACCAUAUGAUCUAGUUUUCUUUGCAUUUUAUAAUGUAGAAUGAAUAAAAGCUCAAUAUUUUAACUCACUGCCCAGAUAUAUGACCUCUGGAACACUUGAUUUAUUAGAAAGAAUAAUUAGUAGCCA
Messenger RNA from Heterocephalus glaber (naked mole-rat), 3041 nucleotides. The record is from RefSeq and is a predicted model, not a curated record. Lineage: Eukaryota; Metazoa; Chordata; Mammalia; Rodentia; Bathyergidae.